CGACUCCCACCUCGUUUCAGACGUUGUUCGUCACGUGACCCUUUGGAGAUCGUCCAAACACAAUAAAAAUAGUCAAUUGAGCCUCUUGGGUCAGUCUUGAGCGACUUUCCGUGCGCGACACACGGAACAAGAGAGAGAAAGUGCUCCUAUUUGGGCUACACACAACCCCUUGCUAUUGCGACUAGAGUGAAAGUAUAAAUUGAAAGUGGAAGUGACGAUGGAUACCCUGUUCGUGAGUAAGAGAAUAUUUGUGGAUGGUGAACUGGUUGAGGGAGGAAUCCUUGUGUCGGACCAAGGUAAAAUUACAGAUAUUUUUACAAGAGCAGGAGAAGUUAAUUCCUGGAUAUAUCAGAAUGGAUCUGGAGAGAUUGUGGAUUUUGGUGAUCUUAUCAUAAUGCCUGGACUGGUGGAUUCUCAUGUGCAUAUCAAUGAUCCUGGAAGAUCAGAAUGGGAGGGAUUUGCUACGGCUACCAAAGCCGCUGCUGCUGGUGGAUUCACCACAAUUGCCGAUAUGCCACUCAAUUCCAUACCACCCACAACAACCGUGGAGAAUCUCAGGGCCAAAACCAAUGUGGCUCAUGGGAAAGUGUAUGUUGAUGUGGCUUUUUGGGGUGGGCUAAUCCCUGGCAAUGCAUCGAGUCUCAUGCCACUCGUACAAAAUGGAGUGAUUGGAUUCAAAUGCUUCCUCUGUCCAAGUGGCGUUCCAGAAUUCCCUCAUGUCAACGAGGAGCAGGUUGAGGAGGCUUUUAAAAUCCUCGAAGGCACAGAGAGUCUUCUUGCGUUUCACGCGGAACUUGAAUGCGGAUCACAUGGAAUGAGCAUCAUGGAAGAGAAUCCAAAGAAAUACUCUACCUAUCUCCACUCUAGACCAUCAAUAAUGGAAAAGAAAGCCAUCGAUAUGGUUACGAGACUAUCAGCCAAAUACAAUGUCCGCACGCACAUUGUACACCUUUCAUCAGCUGAUCCACUUCCAGUGAUAAAAGAAGCUCGAAUGAAUGGCGCCAGACUCACUCUGGAAACAUGUCAUCACUAUCUCACACUUUCUGCUGAAGAAAUUCCAGAUGCACACACCGAGUACAAAUGCUCACCGCCAAUUCGUACUGCUGAGAACAGAAUGAAAUUGUGGGAGGCUAUAAAGGCACGGGAUAUCGAUAUGAUCGUAUCGGAUCAUUCUCCAAGUACUCCAGGAAUAAAAUUGCUGACUUAUGGGAAAAGCCGUGGGGAUUUCAUGCGUGCUUGGGGUGGCAUAUCAUCCGUGCAAUUUGGUCUGUCGCUCUUCUGGACCCACUGCCAGAGUCAUGAACUUACUCUAAACGAUCUCCAUCGAUUACUGUGCCAGGAACCGGCUAAACUCCUCGGUAUUGACAGCUGGAAGGGCCGUAUUGCUGUAGGAUAUGAUGCUGAUUUUUGUGUCUGGGAUCCGGAUGCAUCAUUUGCAAUUACCAGCGAUAUCAUCCACUUCCAGAAUAAAGCCAAUCCGUAUAUGGGAAAAGUUGUUCGGGGAAAAGUUCAUGCGACUGUUCUACGUGGAUUAAUUGUCUUCAAAGAGGAUGAACCCUUUGCCAAUCCCAUGGGCAAGUUAAUCCUCAGGAAGAAAACUAAGAGGGCUGUUCAAUUUCACUAACAGUGAUAUUAAAUUAGGAAGGUAGACUCUUUUUUAGAAAUAACUAUUUUUUUUUUUUGGGGAUCUGAAAGGGUUUUCUAGUUGUAAAUAAAUUUGUUCCUUAGCGAUUUGAAAAUACAAAGUGAUUAUUUUCCAAAGAAAA
Messenger RNA from Phlebotomus papatasi, 1766 nucleotides. Its product is annotated as allantoinase. Bases 218 to 1624 code for a protein of 468 amino acids. Gene Ontology annotation, cellular component: cytoplasm. The transcript is spliced from 6 exons. Gene Ontology annotation, molecular function: cobalt ion binding; zinc ion binding; allantoinase activity. Gene Ontology annotation, biological process: purine nucleobase catabolic process; allantoin catabolic process. The record is from RefSeq and is a predicted model, not a curated record. NCBI's taxonomy places the organism in Eukaryota, Metazoa, Arthropoda, Insecta, Diptera, Psychodidae.